Molecule: messenger RNA, 621 nt
Organism: Hemiscyllium ocellatum (epaulette shark)
Lineage: Eukaryota; Metazoa; Chordata; Chondrichthyes; Orectolobiformes; Hemiscylliidae
Product: putative coiled-coil domain-containing protein 195
Exons: 3
Coding region: 1-621 (206 amino acids)
Source: RefSeq, a predicted model, not a curated record
AUGGAGAGUAACAAGCGCCUCAUGCAGAUCAUCAAAGACAUGCGUUCUGACAUGAAGAAACUGGAGUCAGAAAACAAGGCCCUACGGGUGAGGUUAAGUCAGUCUGGGAAAAGAGCAGAAAUAUUGGAAAAAACAACCAUUACCGCUCUCCAACAGCAGCUAAAACCCGAGGAUGCAUUAGCGCACGUUAACUUGCGCAGGAAUAUCUCCGCCCCCGCGCUGGAGAGAGAAACGAGAGAUAAUGCAAUGACAGUGAGACGUUACUCCAUAUCAUCUUUACAUGCCUUCAGUGUGGGUAAUAAACAUCAGAAAUCUCCGGAUCAAAAUUCAACCUCUCAAACAAGUGAACAACAAGAACGAGGAACAGUGGCACCCACAAUGAAACCCACUAAAAGCCAAAGAUCGCUCGCUCAAUUUCCAGACCUUAAAACUUCUGAAGAAAACUAUCCACAAAGAGCAACCUUACAAGAAUAUGUCAAUAAAUGCAAAUUUAAAGUGAAGUCUGUAACAUUUCUUUUGCCUGUGGAUGCUGCAUCUCGUUCAGAAAGUCAAGGGUCUUCCCAGCAACCAGAGAAUCAGAAAAGUAAUCAACUAUCUCCUAUUCUGGAAAAUGAUUCCUAA